Messenger RNA from Lymnaea stagnalis (great pond snail), 894 nucleotides. Lineage: Eukaryota; Metazoa; Mollusca; Gastropoda; Lymnaeidae. The record is from the annotation of a GenBank genome assembly.
AUGGCCCUGUUUGUGAACCCGACCGUGAGCGGCCUGGGCCUGAUCGGAAACUUGCUCAGCCUCUCCGUCCUUCUGUGCACCGGCCUCAAGAAGUCGUCCUACGUACUACUGUUCGCACUCACUGUCUCUGACACUUGUUGGCUGUUGUACGCUCUGAACACAUCGAGGCUUCUCUUCCUGUACGGAUCCAGGCUCGGUUGGAUAGGCUGGGAAUUUCCGCAAGAGAUCGCUUAUGGGUUUUUCGUCAUGAAUCAAGUCAUAGAAUUCAUCGCGAAUCUCGGAGGCUACAGCUCAACAACGCUUCCAGUCGUCAUUAUGGGCGAGCGGUGCCUGGCCGUGUUCUACCCGUUAAAAUUUAACCGCCUCGUAACGGCGAAAAGGGCCUGGAUCGUCGUGCUGUGUGUUUACCUGUUCUGGCUGCCGUGGUGUCUGAACUCGGCGUUCCUCUACUCAUUUAACUACUUCCGCUACAGAGGUGUUAGUUUUGGUUGGACGUACUUUUCGCCCUACUACAUCAUGAAUAAGAACACCAUAGACCUGCUGGAUCAGUACGUUUUCUCGACCCUGGCGUCCUGGGUGCCCGUCAUCCUGGUCAUCACCGGAGCGGUAGUCCUCGGGGUAAAGAUCAAAAUCUCCCACCGGAAACGCCAGGGUCUUCUGUCGUGCACUUCCGCCGAGCCCCGGGCCAUGUCGACGAGGACGACCCGAACACUGGUCAGCGUUUCCGUGGUUUUCGCAGUCCUCUACGGGUAUGGGGUUUUGACCCUCCUCGUUAAGUUAAAGGGCAUUUAUGUCUUUUUAGAAGAAAUUUUAAGUCAGUCUCGAUAUCUCGUGGUCAAUAUCAACAGCUCGCUGAAUUUUGUCAUUUACCUUCUGAUGAACGGAAAGUUUCGU